Molecule: messenger RNA, 830 nt
Organism: Momordica charantia (bitter melon)
Lineage: Eukaryota; Viridiplantae; Streptophyta; Magnoliopsida; Cucurbitales; Cucurbitaceae
Product: large ribosomal subunit protein eL18y
Biological process (GO): translation
Cellular component (GO): cytosolic large ribosomal subunit; ribosome
Molecular function (GO): structural constituent of ribosome; RNA binding
Source: RefSeq, a predicted model, not a curated record
CCUAAUUUACACCUUCGUCUUCCUUCCGCACCAGCAGCAGAACGCGGUUCGCAAACUCGGGGAGCUCCAAUGGGGAUCGAUCUCGUCGCAGGAGGUAAGAGCAAGAAGACCAAGAGGACUGCGCCCAAAUCAGAUGAUAUCUACCUCAAGUUACUCGUCAAGCUUUACCGCUUCCUUGUUCGCCGCACUGGAAGCAAAUUCAAUGCGGUCAUUCUCAAGCGUUUGUUUAUGAGCAGGGUUAACAAGCCUCCACUUUCACUCUCUAGACUUAUCCAGUUUACAAAAGGAAAGGAAAGCAAGAUUGCCGUCGUUGUUGGUACUAUUACCGAUGAUAUUCGUGUCUAUGAAGUUCCAGCAUUGAAAGUUGCUGCUCUGAGGUUUACUGAGACAGCAAGGGCAAGGAUUGAGAAGGCUGGUGGGGAGUGUUUGACAUUUGACCAGCUUGCUUUGAGGGCUCCUCUGGGUCAGAAUACGGUUCUCCUUAGAGGUUCCAAGAAUUCCCGAGAGGCUGUGAAGCAUUUCGGUCCUGCACCGGGUGUACCGCACAGUCACACCAAACCAUAUGUGAGGUCCAAGGGAAGAAAGUUUGAGAGGGCUAGAGGAAAGAGAAACAGCAGGGGUUUUAGGGUUUAAUUUGAACUUAUCUUUUCAAACUAAUGCAAUGCACAUGCGGGUGUGUUAUUUCAAACUCGAUAUCCAAAUUUUGCUAGAUUUUAGUUUGCAUGUCAGUUGUUGUUCCAUCACCGAUGCCUGUUUUGCCUUAAUAUUGUGUUGAUUAUGAAUUGAUUGAUUUAAAGCUAUUCAACGAGACUCAAUAGUUUAUUUUGCUA